This is a messenger RNA of Haemonchus placei, 156 nucleotides long. The record is from the annotation of a GenBank genome assembly. Lineage: Eukaryota; Metazoa; Nematoda; Chromadorea; Rhabditida; Trichostrongylidae.
AUGCACGUGUUUUGUGAUACUCUGAAGAUAUGUUUUAAGACACUUCUAAAGCGAAGGCCCUACCAUCGGCAAUCAAUUGGCCAGUCCACCAGUGACCAUGGUGGCAGCAAUGUUGGAGAGCAUGGUAAGUGGCAGUUUGUAGAGUACAAACUUUAA